This is a messenger RNA of Ascochyta rabiei, 2169 nucleotides long. Its product is annotated as Aldehyde dehydrogenase (NAD(+)). Gene Ontology annotation, cellular component: nucleus. Gene Ontology annotation, molecular function: zinc ion binding; DNA-binding transcription factor activity, RNA polymerase II-specific; RNA polymerase II cis-regulatory region sequence-specific DNA binding. The record is from RefSeq and is a predicted model, not a curated record. Lineage: Eukaryota; Fungi; Ascomycota; Dothideomycetes; Pleosporales; Didymellaceae. Bases 1 to 2169 code for a protein of 722 amino acids. Gene Ontology annotation, biological process: DNA-templated transcription; positive regulation of transcription from RNA polymerase II promoter by galactose. The transcript is spliced from 5 exons.
AUGGCCGAAAUUACUGGGCCUCGACCUCCGAGCACCUCCACACGCGCAGCGAACGCGCACCGCGUCCACAGUAGCUGCGAUCGGUGUCGGAGCAGGAAGACCAAGUGUAUCGACCCUAUUCCCGGACCAUGUCGUUAUUGCGCCCGCACGGGAGCUCCAUGUACCAUUGCUACCCCGCGGAGGAAGCGGCCGUACUACCAUGUGACCGAAGAGGAGUAUCAGCUCUCCAUGAGCAUCUUAUCGCGAGUCUUCCCUGGCCAGGAGCUGAACCUUCAGUCAUUGCGCAAAAUAUCCAAAGGCAUCAAAGAUGGCUCAUUGGUGUUGCCUACCUUGAACGCAGACAGCUACUUUGAAUCACACGAAUCUCCAGAAGAUGACGACGGCUACUCGAGUGCGGAUACCCCAGGCGAGUGGUCGGUCGACGGGGAUAAUCUACACGAACCGUUGGGUAGUAUGAUGAAAGACUCAAAGGGCGUCUUACGCUACGUCGGCGCCCAGAGUGAUAUACCUUUCAAUGGGGCCGUUGUCAACUUCUGUAAGACUGUUCAGAAAACUGAUAUCAUUCCAGCAGCCAGAGUUGGGCAUUACCCACCAAGAGAGGAGAGCGAAAAGGAUGUGUUUUACCUUCCACCAAAAGAAACUUGCUUCCACUACGUUCGAAGAUAUCGUGAAGAGGUGCAUUGCAUGUAUUGGCUCUAUCCCGAAGAGAAGCUCCUGCAGCGGAUCGAGGAUACAUAUACAUGGUAUGCGCCGCCUUCCACACAGGGUGCAAUCAAGCAUGAUAACAGCGGCACGCCUACUCCGCCCCUUAGAAGGGGUGAGCGUCCAUCGAGUUCAUGGAUAUGCUCCCUAUAUGCAAUGUUUGCCAUUGGAGCCUCACCCCGAGACCGCAUCGACCACUCGCCUUCGCCAGGACUACCCUCACACUUAGCUCCCAAGACAUCAGAAGACUACCUUGCCCUAGUCAAACAGCUCAAACCAAAAGUGGAGGAGAGUGCCGACAUUGACAGCAUAAGAGCACUGGUUAUAUCAGCUAUCGCACUCGAGAACGCUUUAAGCAGGGUCACAGCAUACCUUUACAUUGGGACUGCUGUCCAAACAGCGUUUACGCUGGGACUACAUCGAGACCAGCUACCCAUAUCAGGUACAGAAGAAGACCGCGAAGAAAAUCGCCGCAUAUGGUGGACACUGUUUACCCUUGACUUGGAAAUUGGGAUGAGAGGGGGAAGUCCAUCCUUGAUUGAUGAGAGAUACGUCAAAAUCACGACGUUGAUGCCGCACGAGAGGGUUCCACCUUCGUUUCUAGGCUUACAUACACCGCUCAAAUGGUUAUCAACCUUUGUGUCACUCAGCCGGCUGAAGCGCGAAGUCAUCCGAGAGAUUUACACCGAGCGAGAGUCCAAGUUGAUAUCAUUUUCAACGGUCUCGAAUUUGCUAUUGCUGCUUCGAAAGUGGCAUCGAACGAUGCCUGUACACCUCAGGCUCGAUUCUUGGGACACCGCCCCAACUUACUAUAGGCGUGCGAUAAUGGUGCUUCACCUGCACUACUGGAGUACAAAGAUACUCCUCACAAGGCCAUUUCUACUGAACCUUGUCUUGAAGCGCGCAGAAUUGGCCUCGACUAGUAAAAUUGGAUAUGAGAAGAUGGCCAUGGUAUCCGUUGACGCGGCGAGAAAGAUCGUUGAACUGUGCCAGAGGAUGGUUCAAGACCAGACGAUAUCCAGCUUGACGACAUUGGACAGUACGACAGUGCUCCGCUGCGUCACUAUCUUUAUGUGCGCCUUUGGUUACUUUCAGAAGGCUGAUCACAAAAAGGACGCCAACGAUUGUUUGGCCAUCGCCAAAAACAUGGAGCAAACUGGAUUCGCUAGCAUGAUUGUAAUGGAGACGCCCAUGCAUCUCCAAAACCUUGGCAUGAGCUACCAGCCCACACCCGAUUUCCAUCACGAGAGCUAUGUACCGGACGAACAAACAAUAGCCGAAAUGUGGAACAAUUACCAGAUGACCUCACUUCAGACUCAACAAACGCUGGACCUGGACUUUGAUGACUCUGGCGCGCUCGAUGCCAACACUAAUAUUCUAGCGUUUGAAUAUUUGGAUGAACCUACCAAAGUCUUCCAUUCUCCGCAGCCCUACUCAGACUACGAUUUGUGGCGGCGACGCCAAUAG